AUGCCACUCAGCGACGCUGACCAGCGACAAUAUCCCGCAUACGAGCCACUACAUAAUGAGUGCGAUGACCCCGAUAUAUUAUCGAGUAUUACUGAUGCCGAGACGAGGCAAGAUCUUGAAGGGCACGAAGAUGUGGGGUUACAUGCUGUAUCGCCUUCGAACACGCCAGAUGAGAAUGGUGAGUCAAACUCCGAUACGACCUCGCACUCCCCGACGUUAGGAGAGCCUUCCAACUACAAAGACGAGAAGCCGAAUGGCCCUGAAACAGUCUCAGUCAGGCGCUAUACAUCUAGCUGGUUUUACUGGGAACUUACAGGCAUCAUUGUUUCAGCGGCUCUCCUAGCUGCGAUAAUCAUCAUACUGAAGGUUUACGAUCAUCAACCUCAACCGAAAUGGUGGCACAUCUCCCUAAAUUCGCUCAAGUGGGAUUGGUUUGCUCAGCAGGAGCAACCUUUGUCACAUCUGCAGUCUUUUGACUCAGCCAGCCGGGGUGCUUUGGGGAGUCUAACAUUGAUAUGGGCCUUGCGUGUCCAGCGUUUCGCAGGGGUUGGUGCUUUGGCCAUGGUUCUCGCCUUGGGUUUUGAUCCCCUUUCGCAACUCCUAAUACAUACCUAUGACAAGCUAGUUGUAGACCCAUCAGGGACUGCACUGAUCGGUAAUGCUACCGUAUACGACACCAUAGGGCAAUUAGCGUAUGAUAAGGGAACAUCAGUUGCAUACGUCGACCCUGUUCUGAAGGGAAAUGUCUACAAUUCGCUCUUCAACACGGAUCCAACCCGGCCGUGGGCCAUUCCGCAAUACUCCUGCUCCUUAACCAACUGUACCUGGGAUGCGAUCGCUUCGCUCGAGAUGCGGUCUCUUUGCAGCAACAUCACUAGUGCACUAAUAACCAACUGUUCUACCUUUUCCAAUGAAUCAGUAUACGCGGAAAAGAGCAACUGCAAUGUCACGCUACCAAAAGGCGGGCUCUCGGCCUCGUAUACGCCAGCCCCUCGGGCCAAUCUGGAGCUGCUCGACGAUAAACGCUGGUCGAAUAGCACGCAGUGGGAAGCCACCGAGUGUUCCCUGGAGCCCAUCGUGCGCAGCUUUCGUCCUAAAAUCUUCCAUAACCACUACAGUGAUAAGACGCAGGCGAUCUGGAUUCAGCAUAAUAUGACUACAACGUACAAUGUGCAUCAUGGUGAUGCCAGAAAAUCGAUAUUUUACUUCCUAACCGCCAUCUUCUCGGGUCAGGCGACGAGGUCCGCGACGGGAAUAUUUUUCGACCCGCUGGAUUCUAGCUGGUAUGCUGCUUCCGACACGCUCCAGGCGCUGGCCGUGGCAAAUAUUAGUGGGUGCAGCGAGAUUCUUUCCGAACGGCUGUCCUGCGCGAUGGAUAAUGUGGCUGCUGCCAUGUCAAAAACCUUCCGGGAUGCGGCUUACGUUGCUGAUCCCGCAUCGGCCGCCAUGACGACGGGGAGUGCAAAAGUCAGUGAAGUCUAUAUUGUCGUGUACUGGGCCUAUCUGGCCUUACCAGUCCUUGUCUGGACUUUGGGGGCCAUCUUGGUGUCGGAUACAAGAGUUUGGCUUCAAACCCUCUCCAAAAUAGCCCCUGCCCGUCACAGCAGCUAUGUUCGUUUCGCCCCCAAUAAGAAAUCCCCCGAUAAUGCUCCCCGCGUGCUAUUCCCCAUCCAAAGAAAGGCCAAAAAUCGGUUAGCAGAAUUGGCGGCUGCGUUUCUCUGCCUGCCUGUUGCAUCGGUCACGAAUAUCGUCCACGAUGAUGACUUACGGGGCAUCUAG
Messenger RNA from Aspergillus piperis CBS 112811, 1779 nucleotides. Its product is annotated as DUF3176 domain-containing protein. The coding region runs from base 1 to 1779 and encodes 592 amino acids. Lineage: Eukaryota; Fungi; Ascomycota; Eurotiomycetes; Eurotiales; Aspergillaceae. The record is from RefSeq and is a predicted model, not a curated record. The transcript has 6 exons.